Olea europaea var. sylvestris is the source of this 2746-nucleotide messenger RNA. RefSeq names its product protein ENHANCED DISEASE RESISTANCE 2. Gene Ontology annotation, molecular function: lipid binding. NCBI's taxonomy places the organism in Eukaryota, Viridiplantae, Streptophyta, Magnoliopsida, Lamiales, Oleaceae. The coding region runs from base 551 to 2449 and encodes 632 amino acids. The transcript has 23 exons. The record is from RefSeq and is a predicted model, not a curated record.
GAAAAAUUCAAGAAGGUGAGGCCUGAAGGAGCCUCGUCGGAGAGUGGUGGCUCCGAGUCUGGAUUUGAAGGAAGACCGGUCCAUAAUUUUGAUGAUAAAAAUAUGAGGAAUGAUGACAAUGUUAGUGGUGAUGGUCAGAAGUUCGAGUAUUUUGGGUGGGUGUAUCAUCUAGGAGUCAAUUCAAUUGGGCGUGAGUAUUGCCACCUGCGGUUUCUCUUUAUACGAGGAAAGUAUAUGGAGAUGUACAAAAGAGACCCCCAUGAAGAUCCUUCUGCUAAACCCAUCCGCAGGGGUGUCGUGGGGCACACUUUUAUGGUGGAAGAGUUAGGCCGUCGGAAGGUUAAUGUUAAAGAUUUUUAUAUACUAAGAUUUUACAAUCGGUUGGAUGAGACGAGAAAGGGAGAAAGGAGAAUCACACUACAGAUUUCCACUAAAGAAUGAAUCGCUAAAAUGUGAAAUCAAGAUCUGAGAUUUAUGUUAAAGCUCCAAGAAACAAAUCAGUUUUGAUUGGCUGAAGUGCAUAUGGGCUUUUGAUCAAUGUGCAAACUUUAUGAUUGCUUGUCUCACAGCUGGUGACGCUCGAAAAUGGAUGGAAGCAUUUGAUCAUGCAAAGCAACAGGCAGCAUAUGAGCUUUCAAGAGGUGGUAGUGCAAGAAACAAGCUGAACAUGGAGGAUGAGAUUAACCUUGAAGGUCAUCGGCCGAGAGUACGUAGAUAUGCCCGUGGUUUGAAAAAGCUAAUAAGGAUAGGUCAAGGCCCAGAAAUGCUUUUGCGCCGGUCCUCAAGCUUGGGUUCUGGUGGUAGACCGGAUGCAUAUUUUGAUGCAGAUAGCGGAGAUGUAGUUGAAGCACAUCAAUGGAAAUGCGUUCGUACAAUGGGCGGUGUGAGGAUUUUUGAAGAUGUCUCCAACCCAAAGAGUGGUAAAGGCAUCUUGGUCAAAGCUGUUGGUGUUGUUGAUGCGAAUGCAGAUACUGUAUUCGAAAUCGUGUUGAGUCUUGAUCGAAAUAAGAGAUACGAGUGGGAUACAAUAACAGGUGACUUGGAGAUGCUUGAUUCUGUAAAUGGACACUAUGAUGUUGUGUAUGGGACAUUUAAUCCAAGAUAUUUGAGUUGGUGGCAGACAAAAAGAGAUUUUAUUUUUUCAAGGCGAUGGUUUCGAGGACAAGAUGGAACAUAUACAAUCCUGCAGUUUCCUUGUGAACACAAAAAGCGACCUUCAAGAUCUGGUUAUGAACGCACAAUAAUCAACCCUUCUACUUGGGAGAUCAGUAAUUUAAGCACAUAUUCGUCAUCAAAUGCUGCCAGAUGUCUGGUGACACAAAUGCUAGAGAUAAGCCCUAGAGGUUGGCUUAAAUGGAGGAAUAAUCGUAGCCAGAAAUUUGAAAAGACUGUUCCCUAUGCGUUGUUGAGUCAAGUGGCAGGUCUGAAGGAAUAUGUUGGAGCAAAUCCAGCUUUUACAUCUGUAUCGUCUACCACAUUUGUUCAAUCAAAAAUAUCUCAUGCUUCUUCAUCCAGUAGUGAAUUUGAGGAUGCAGAAGUGCCAGAUGAGUUUUACGAUGCAAUUUCUGCUGAUUCAUCAUCAGAAGACGAGGAUGACGAGGAUGACAUGGAAGUCAAUAAGGACAAAAAAAUUAAACUCAAGAACGUUUCAUGGGCUAUAGCAAGCUUGGCACUAAAGCGAACUUCAGCCCCAGAUAUAAACAAGGAGUUAAACUUGCACGAACCCCCAAUCAGUCUCGAGCCAAGUCAAUUUUAUGGAUCCAUGAGGAGAGCAAAGAAUGAAGGUGAUACAAAUUGUUGGUCUUCUCCAGAUGGUACAGGAUUCAUGAUCAGAGGGAAGACGUACUUGAAAGAUAACACCAAGGUAAAAGGAGGAGAACCUCUUCUCAAGCUCAUAGCAGUUGACUGGUUCAAGGUGGACAACCCUGCAACGAAGGUUGCAAUGUAUCCUAAAAGCCUUAUUCAGACUGAUGCAGGGAAAAAACUUCCAUUUGUCCUUGUGAUCAAUCUUGAGGUCCCUGCCAAACCAAACUACAGCCUGGUUCUCUAUUAUGCUGCAGAUAGGCCUGUAAAUAAUAAUUCUUUGUUGGGUAAAUUUGCUAAUGGAACUGACCUGUUUCGUGAUUCAAGAUUCAAACUUAUUCCCAGCAUUGCUGAGGGAUACUGGAUGGUAAAGCGUGCAGUUGGAACAAAAGCUUGCAAGCUAGGAAAAGCAGUAACUUGCAAAUACCUUCGGCAAGAUAAUUUUCUGGAGAUAGAUAUAGAUAUUGGCUCAUCAUCUGUUGCAAGGAGCGUCAUUGGCCUUGUCCUUGGAUACAUUACAAGCAUUGUUGUCGAUCUUGCAAUAGUUAUAGAGGCUCAGGAAGAGGAAGAACUCCCAGAGUACAUCCUUGGAACUGUUAGACUAAAUCGCUUGCAGCUUGAAUCUGCUGUGCGUUUGGAGGUUUGAGGUUCCAAAAUGUAGGUACAUUUUACUGAUUUGAUCGGUGUAAAGCCCCUGACCUUUUUGUUAUCUCUGGUUAUGUUGUACCCUAGUAAUCAAUAGUACCAUCGACGAUUUGAUACAUGGGACGCCCCCACAUUAUAUGCAAUUCUGUAUUGUGGUGUCAAUAGUAGAAAGAGUGUCACCUCAACUGACAAUAUUUUAGUUCAUAGACUUGAUUCUUGACUUUUGUCGAGUAGAAGUUUGGUACAACUGCAAUAAAUAGCAAUGUCUCAAUUUAUAGUAGACUGUCACUUUUUUUAA